This is a messenger RNA of Lontra canadensis (Northern American river otter), 5790 nucleotides long. It is a transcript of the gene ZC3H12B, whose product is annotated as zinc finger CCCH-type containing 12B. Gene Ontology annotation, molecular function: RNA endonuclease activity; mRNA binding; metal ion binding. The coding region runs from base 625 to 3135 and encodes 836 amino acids. The transcript has 6 exons. NCBI's taxonomy places the organism in Eukaryota, Metazoa, Chordata, Mammalia, Carnivora, Mustelidae. Gene Ontology annotation, cellular component: nucleus; cytoplasmic ribonucleoprotein granule. The record is from RefSeq and is a predicted model, not a curated record.
UGUGUGUAGGCAGCGGCGCCAGAGGAGGAGGAGCACGAGGAUGCAGCUGCGACAGCGGCCCCGAGAGGGAGCCGCCGCUGCUCUGUGGCCGCGGGGGCUGAGGGACGGGAAUCAGGCCUGGGGGUCGGGCCGCUGAGGGGACCGGGGGUGGCGGUCCCGCUCGAGCUCAGGCCUAGUACCCCAGGAACGUACGGGGCCGCUGGGCGAGGGCCUCCCCCCCCCAGUGUCUCCCCUCGCCCCUCCACGUCGAUGGUGGUGAAGUUGGCGGCGUCAGGGAGCGCAAGGUACCAGGCUGCCUCCUUUAAAGCCAGCUCCUCCUGGGGCGCAUCUCUGGCACCGGCUCACGGACACCUGCGCCGCCGUCUCCUCCUGCCGGCUGAGCCCACCCCUGGCGGCGGGCGGGGGAGGGGCUCCCCCUGCAGGGGCUGUGUCCAGCAGGGCGACGACGGGGACCGUAGGAGAGUAGGGGGACUGGUAAUAUCUGAACAUAUCAAACCAAACAGGGAAACGCUUGCUUCAUCCCUACCACCACAUUUUACCACAAAACAAUGUAACUGUAUGUGGAUUCCAAGCAGGCUAAAAAGAAAAAGAGCUGAUUAGACUUCAGACUGUCUCCUGAACGGGAUGACGGCCACGGCUGCAGUGGAGACACAAAAAAUGGAGAAGAAUGCCUCCAAGGAAGAGAAACAACAGUCUAAGCAGGACAGCAUGGAGAAAAGCAAUGCUGACUCAGAAGAGUGGAUGAACUCCGAAUGUGACCCUGAACAGAUGAUCCUUAAGAGCAGCAACAAUGACAAUAGUUAUCAACCUGGGGAUGUUUACUUGAAAAAAAAGGAAAUUCCCUCUAAGCCACACCGUCAGCUCUAUAGAUCACCCUGCUUAGAUCAUCCAAGCUUCUCCCAGAGCAGCAUUCUGCAAGAGGGGAAGCUUGACUUGGAAAAGGAAUACCAAGCCAAGAUGGAUUUUGCUCUAAAGCUGGGCUAUGCAGAGACACAGAUUCAAUCAGUGUUGAACAAGUUGGGCCCAGAAUCACUUAUUAAUGAUGUAUUGGCAGAGCUCGUCAGACUUGGGAACAAAGGUGAUUCAGAAGGACAGGUCAGCUUGAAUCUUUUAGUGCCUCGGAUUCCCAACUCCAGAGAGAUCACAAGUCCUGAACUGUUUCUCGAAGAUGAAAUAGACAGCAGUGAAAAUUUGAGGCCAGUUGUCAUAGAUGGAAGUAAUGUGGCAAUGAGCCAUGGGAAUAAAGAAGAGUUCUCCUGCAGAGGAAUACAACUUGCUGUGGACUGGUUUCUAGACAAAGGCCAUAAAGAUAUUACUGUAUUUGUGCCUGCAUGGAGAAAGGAGCAAUCCCGCCCUGAUGCACCAAUUACAGAUCAAGAUAUCCUACGUAAACUGGAGAAAGAAAAGAUUCUUGUCUUCACACCAUCCCGAAGGGUCCAGGGCAGGAGAGUUGUCUGUUAUGAUGACCGGUUCAUAGUCAAAUUGGCUUUCGAUUCCGACGGCAUCAUUGUAUCUAAUGAUAACUACCGAGACCUUCAAGUUGAAAAGCCAGAAUGGAAGAAGUUUAUAGAGGAGCGAUUGCUGAUGUAUUCUUUUGUGAAUGACAAAUUUAUGCCUCCAGAUGAUCCUUUAGGACGCCAUGGCCCAAAUCUUGAAAAUUUCUUGAGAAAGAGACCUGUUGUUCCAGAGCACAAGAAGCAACCAUGCCCUUAUGGCAAAAAAUGCACCUAUGGCCACAAGUGCAAAUACUACCAUCCGGAGCGGGCCAACCAACCACAGCGUUCGGUGGCUGAUGAGCUCCGCAUCAGUGCCAAACUGUCCACAGUGAAAACCGUGAGUGAAGGCACCCUGGGCAAGUGCGGCACAGGGAUGUCUAGUGCCAAAGGUGAGACAACCUCAGAAGUCAAACGUGUGGCCCCCAAGCGCCAAUCAGAUCCCAGCAUCCGGUCCAUGGCUGUGGAGCCCGAGGAAUGGGUGUCCAUUGCCCGUAAGCCUGAGGCCAGCUCUGUCCCCUCACUUGUGACUGCCCUAAGUGUCCCCACAAUCCCACCCCCUAAAAGCCAUGCAGUGAGUGCACUCAACACCCGUUCAGCCAGCAGCCCGGUGCCAGGAUCCUCUCAUUUCUCCCACCAGAAGGCCUCACUGGAGCACAUGGCCAGCAUGCAGUACCCCCCGAUCCUGGUUACCAACAGCCAUGGGACCCCUAUUAGCUAUGCUGAUCAAUACUCAAAGUUUGAGUCCUUGGGGGACCAUGGCUACUAUUCAGUGUUAGGCGACUUCUCCAAACUGAACAUCAAUAGCAUGCAUAAUCGAGAGUACUACAUGGCUGAAGCAGACCGAGGGGUAUAUGCCCGAAAUCCCAGCCUCUGUCCUGACAACCGUAUGAGCCAUACCAGGAAUGACAACUAUUCCUCUUACAACAAUCUAUACUUGGCUGUAGCUGAUAGUCAUCCUGAAGGCAGUUUGAAGCUACAUCGCUCCGCAUCUCAGAACCGUCUUCAGCCUUUUCCUCAUGGUUACCAUGACGCCUUAACGCGAGCACAGAGCUAUGGCCCAGAGGAUUCUAAACAAGCCCCCCACAAGCAGUCAGUUUCCCACUUAGUUUUGCAAGCCCAGCACCCAGCAACUGGAGCCUGCUCCAGCUGUCCUGGAGACUACCCUAUGCCUCCCAAUAUCCAUCCUGGGGCAACCCCUCAGCCAGGACGUGCCCUUGUAAUGACUCGGAUGGACAGCAUUUCUGACUCCCGCCUCUAUGAGAGCAACCCCAUGAGGCAAAGACGACCUCCUCUGUGCCGGGAACAACAUGCCAGCUGGGAUCCAUUGCCCAGUGUAACUGAUUCCUAUGGGUACCACUCCUAUCCCUUGAGUAACAGCCUCAUGCAACCAUGCUAUGAGCCAGUUAUGGUACGGAGCGUGCCUGAAAAGAUGGAACAGCUUUGGAGGAAUCCUUGGGUUGGAAUGUGCAAUGAUAACAGGGAGCAUAUGAUCCCAGAGCACCAGUAUCAGACUUAUAAGAACCUCUGUAAUAUUUUCCCUUCAAACAUCGUCCUUGCAGUGAUGGAGAAGAAUCCCCACACUGCAGAUGCCCAACAACUGGCAGCUUUGAUUGUUUCUAAGCUUAGGGCUGCUCGUUGACAUGACAUAGGACUUAUUCCUUUAUACAAAAAUAAAUAUUAAUAUUAAUAAUGCACUAAUACUAUGAUAAUAAUAACAAACAAUUUUGUGUUGCGCUUUACAAGUUACAAUGUUUAUGUUAUUUGAAGCGCAAAACAGCCCUGUAUGGUAAAUCUUACUAAUGUCUUAUUUUCUAGAAAAGGAAACUAAAUCUCACUGAGAUUAAGUUACUUGCCAAGAUCACACUGCUAGCAAGUGACCAAACCAGGACUCAUACUCAAGUCCUCUGACUCCAAGUCCCAUGCUUUUUCGCACGGCACCAUGCAAUGGAGGACAAAACUCAGGGGAAGAGGUCUAAAUACAAGAAACUCCCAAGGGAUUCCAUUACCAAUGCUUUCUUAAUCACAUUCUACAUUACAAAGUAUUGAUAAUAUAUCUAAUUUAGAGAGCAGGAUCAAAUCACAUGUUGAAUUAAUCUUUUGGGAUUUUUAAUAGGAUAUUUAAAGCUAUUUAAAAGUAAAUGCAUAAAUUAUUGCAUGAAUAUCUGACCAUUCAAUAUCUUUACUAACCAAGCUACAGGGUCACAUCAAGGCUUCUAGAGAUAUAUUUCAAACCUACUGUUAACAACUAUAGUGCAUGUAUAACUGUAAAUAUUUAGUUUGAGAUGUUUGUGUAUCUCCAUAUAACCUUUUAUAUAGUGAUGAUAAGAAAAGCUCUGCACAGUCCUUAGUCUACAGUUGUAUAGCUCACGAAUCCAACUUGAUUUUAUGUCACAUUUCAUAGUUUCAACUAGUUUUGAAAGUGAAAUUACAUGCCAAUAUUUGAAUAUUGUUUUCUUAGACAUCAGAGCAUACUAGCUCUAUUUUCUUUGCACUUUUUACUUGUCAACAGUUACUGAUAGUUCUUAGCUUUUAAGUCUCUUCACCUUAGCAAAUUAGGGAUCAGAUUACAGCUUUCUUCUUCAGAGGAGCUGAUGGAUAAGCUCAAGUUCUAAGCAUAGCAGGUGUGUGCUAGACAAGCACAGAAAAGUUUGAGAGGACCAAGGGAUUUACUACCAGACUCCACGUCCCUUUUCCCAGGGGUGAUGGUCAAACUUGUGCAGCAUUACAUGAUGGACACAAAAGCUGCACUCAAAGAGAGUCUAAUGGAUACUCUGUAGACUUCUGACCUAUGCAGUAUUCCACAUAAAAGGAUAAAAUGUAAUGGAGGACAGUGCACAGACAUGUAAUCCACUUUCUUCUGCUGUCUACCCUUUGGGCAAUAAGGUCAAUAAUUGAUGGAACAGAAUUUCUUUAGGAAAUAAAACCAGGGGAUUUUCUAAGUGGAAAAAGGCAGCUCACAAAAGGGGUUGCUACAUCUUUGCUAAUAGCUGGUUCAGUUAUGCACUUCAAAUACAUGCAAAGAGGAUGCACUUAUCCUUAGAUAAUUCUUAAAUGCAUUACUAAACACUGCAGGACUUUGGGUUGGCACCAUUUGUGCAACUAGUAUCUUGCUCAGGGUGGAAACCUUUGUAGCUAAAUGCCUCUAAAAGAGGCAUUUAUUUUUUUAAGCCGUACUAAAUGAACCCCUUUUUUAAUCCAUUGUAUAUUAAACAUUUUGGACCAUGACCUACUCACUACUUCUUGAGAUGGAACUUGCUAAUUUCUAUGAAUUUUUUUUUGUCAUGAAAGUUGAGAAGGCCUGGAGUAGGUCUUUUGUGUGACACUGCCUAUAAAUGUUUCUUACUGUGAAACAUUCCACAUGUGAGGCUGUAGUCAGGGUUGUUUUUGGUUGUUUGAUAAUGGCUUGCAUGCUGCUUUUUGGCUUUCUGUCUCUGUCCUUGUUGACCAAAACUGCAUUUCAACCAGCAUUUCUCUUCAGUUAAUCACAGCUUCAUAUUCAUCUUCUACCCUCUGAUCUUUCUGUUCCCCAGCAUAUUGAGGUGUAAAAGUAUUUUCUGUCAGGUAUAAAAUAGAGAGUGACAGUUGCCACUGAAGUGUUUGCAAUUCACACAGUUUCACCCAAAUUUCACACAAAUACCAUUUCCUAUCUUCAACUUCUUGGACCUCCUGAAUCUGUCCCAUGUCUAAAUCAGGGUAUUUGAAAAUCUUAGAUGACUGUACUGCCUUUGUGCCAGUUCAUCUUCCUACCACAAUCAUCAAUGGUACCACAGUAUCCACUAGUUGCGAAAUUUACAGGGAAGCACAUGGUUUAUCUUGUCAGCUGCAAUUUAUCUUGAACAUGUUCAUGUUUAGUACUCAGAAAAACUGUAGACUCCUCCCAACACAAGAAAUAUUUUAGGGCAGCAUAUGUAUUUUUUAUUUUCAAAAAAACAAUUGUCAUUCUUCUUAUAAAAUGUGUAUGAACUGAAGUAACAAAAAGCAAUGCCUAAUUAACCAUAAAUGACCUUUUGUUGAUACAAAUUAUAUCUUUUUUCCCUGAUUGUAUAAAAAACAAGUGUACAAAACUGAUAAUAAACUAAGUUAGGUAACUGACUUUCACCAUGAUGUUUCUGGCAUUGUGUGUCACAGGAAAGCAGCCUGGGAGGUCAUGAGUAAGCUAUUUCCAAAGAGCAAGCUUCUUUAUUACUAUGCACACAGCUAUUGUGUGUACAGUUUCAAGCAUUAUUUUGCAUAAGUUCUCUUUAGCCUAUUAAAUUUAAUAUGUCCCUGCAAAGGGAAUUUUGUGUCAAAAGUG